Panicum virgatum (switchgrass) is the source of this 1076-nucleotide messenger RNA. RefSeq lists its product as uncharacterized. Gene Ontology annotation, biological process: negative regulation of abscisic acid-activated signaling pathway. The record is from RefSeq and is a predicted model, not a curated record. The transcript has a single exon. The coding region runs from base 151 to 663 and encodes 170 amino acids. NCBI's taxonomy places the organism in Eukaryota, Viridiplantae, Streptophyta, Magnoliopsida, Poales, Poaceae.
CACACGCUGCUGCGUUCCUCUCAUCGGCUUCGAGCCUCCGAACUCCCGAUACUAGCUACUAGCUCUCCCCCGUCCUCGCCUCCGAUCCCUUCCCAACGCCACAGCGGAGAGAGAGGCUUGGGCGGCGGCGCUUCCUCCGCCGGCCGGUCGAUGGAGAACGAGCCGCCGCCGGCGCCUGGCGGCGUCAGCCUCGACGACCUCUCCCCGCGCCGCCGCCGCUCCUCCCCCGCCCCCGCCGCCGACGACCGCCGCCCGCCGGGGGAGGCCUUCGCCUGCAACUACUGCCACCGCCGGUUCUACAGCUCGCAGGCGCUGGGCGGCCACCAGAACGCGCACAAGCUCGAGCGCACCCUCGCCAAGCGCAGCCGGGACAUCCUCGCCGCCCCCGCGCCGCCGCCCGCCGUCGUCUUCCGCCCCGCAACGCCGGAAUGCAGCAGCAGGGACGGCUUCCCGCUGCCGACGGCGUACGGCGCCACCACGUGGUCGUCCGUGGGCGCGGAGGACGCCACGGCGCUGCAGGCGGCGCCACCGGCGGCACAGAGCGUCGUGAUGGACAUGGCAGGCUGGGGGGCGGAGGCGGCCGACGGCGGCUGCGGACGCCUCGGCCUCGGCCUCGGCCACGGCCGGAACGGCGAGGAGAUCGACCUGUCGCUCAAGCUCUGAUCGAUUAGAUAUAUUCAAUUCAGAUCAGAUGCUGCUUGCUUCAUUAGUUGUUGCAUCUGUCGUAAGCCGCCCAAUUAAUCUCUCUCUCCGGCCAAUUCGCUGCAAGUCGCCUUAGCUAAUUAAUUGCUUGCUACCCCACUCUUUGAUGAUCAGGUGCUCUAAGCUUUGACUAGCUAAGCUAGCAUAUAUAGUCGACUUGCUGAUAAUCCUCAAUCUAUAUAUAGCUAGGCCUCUCCAUAUAUAUGGUCUCAUUUAUAUUUAUAUUUAUCUACCUAUAGGUAUCAUGGACAUCAUGCUUCUAUGUUUCCUGCAUAUGCUCAAAAUUGUUUGCAUACCUGUGUUAACAGUUGAUGGGCUAGCAUAUAUUAUUAUAUGGUCCUCAGAUAAAGCUAUCAAUUAAUAAUUGAGAAUAA